UUGCUACAAUGCGCGCUAUUUGGCCGAAGCUCCCCGUGCUGCCCUCUAGCCACGUAUCAGCCCCUCUCCUCCCUCUCCUCCCUCUCCUCCUUGUCUGCCUGUUCUUGUUUCCCGUACUUGGGUUUGAUCAGGAAGAACCAUAAACUUGGGAAACAAACGCUGGAACAAAUCUUUAUGACAAUGAAGCAGAGUUCAUCUGAGGCUGUCCCGUCUUUUUCUUCCGUGCCCUCUUCAACUGACCAAUCACAGGCUGCCACCUCAUCGUUGUCCUCUUUGGCGUCUGCGGACAAGACCGGUAUAGUGUCUUCGUCGGCGGCGGCGGAGGACCUGCCCAUGGGUCCGAGGGAUGGAGGCGGCGCCCAGGAGAUGGUCACCGUCGAUCGCCGGGGCGAGUACUCCGCCGUUUGUCGAUGGACAGUACAUAAUUUCCCGAGAAUAAAAGCUAGGGCACUUUGGAGCAAGUACUUCGAGGUCGGAGGCUAUGAUUGCCGCCUCUUAAUAUACCCUAAAGGUGACUCCCAGGCUUUGCCAGGUUACAUCUCCAUCUACCUCCAAAUCAUGGACCCCCGGGGCAGUUCGUCGGCCAAAUGGGACUGCUUUGCAAGCUAUCGUCUAGCAAUUGUGAAUGUAGCUGACGAUUCCAAGACCAUUCAUAGGGACUCGUGGCACCGGUUUUCAAGUAAGAAGAAAUCGCACGGGUGGUGUGAUUUCACGCCUUCCUCCACUGUAUUUGAUCCGAAACUGGGUUAUUUGUUUAAUAAUGAUUCCGUAUUGAUAACGGCUGAUAUUCUCAUUCUUAGUGAGUCUGUUAAUUUCACACGAGACAACAAUGAAAUGCAAUCAUCGGCAUCAACUUCAUCAUCCGUGAUAUCUUCCUCUGUGGUUGCGGGACCAGUGUCCGAUGUAUUGAGUGGGAAAUUCACUUGGAAAGUGCAUAAUUUUAGUUUAUUUAAGGAGAUGAUAAAAACACAGAAGAUCAUGAGCCCAGUUUUCCCCGCUGGGGAGUGUAACCUGAGGAUUAGCGUGUACCAGAGCUCGGUUAAUGGGGUCGAAUAUCUGUCAAUGUGUUUGGAAAGCAAAGAUACGGACAAGACAGUAGUGUUGUCUGAUAGGAGUUGCUGGUGUUUAUUUCGAAUGUCAGUCCUGAGCCAGAAGCCAGGCUCCAAUCACAUGCACAGGGAUUCAUAUGGGCGGUUUGCAGCUGAUAAUAAGAGUGGUGAUAAUACCAGCUUGGGUUGGAAUGAUUAUAUGAAGAUGGCAGAUUUUACGGGGCCUGAUUCAGGGUUCCUGGUGGAUGACACUGCGGUUUUUAGUACAUCAUUUCAUGUGAUCAAGGAGUUUAGUAGCUUUUCUAAAAAUGGGGCUUUAACUGGGGGAAGAAGUGGAUUUGGUACAAGGAAAUCAGAUGGCCAUAUGGGAAAGUUCACAUGGAGGAUCGAAAAUUUCACCAGACUGAAGGAUAUAUUGAAGAAGAGGAAAAUUACAGGUCUUUGCAUCAAGAGUAGGAGGUUUCAGAUUGGUAACAGGGAUUGUCGUCUCAUUGUUUAUCCACGAGGGCAGUCUCAGCCACCCUGCUACCUUUCAGUUUUUCUUGAAGUUACAGAUUCAAGAAAUACUUCCAGUGAUUGGAGUUGUUUUGUUAGUCAUCGGUUGUCAGUUGUGAAUCAGAAGAUGGAAGAGAAGUCUGUCACUAAGGAAUCCCAGAACCGCUACUCCAAGGCUGCAAAGGAUUGGGGCUGGCGUGAAUUUGUGACGCUUACAAGUCUCUUUGAUCAAGAUUCUGGUUUUCUUGUCCAGGAUACUGUUGUAUUCUCAGCAGAAGUUCUUAUAUUGAAAGAGACAUCAAUAAUGCAGGAUUUUGCUGAUUAUGAGUCUGAGUUGAGCAGCGGUGGUUCCCUUAUUGACAAGUAUCAAAAAAGAAGUUCAUUUACAUGGAAAGUGGAGAAUUUCCUGUCUUUUAAGGAAAUAAUGGAGACUAGAAAAAUCUUCAGUAAAUUCUUUCAGGCUGGUGGAUGUGAACUUCGGAUUGGGGUUUAUGAGUCUUUUGACACCAUAUGUAUUUACUUAGAGAGUGACCAAGCUGUUGGAAGUGAUCCAGAUAAAAACUUUUGGGUGAGAUAUAGGAUGGCUGUCGUGAAUCAGAAGAAUCCAGCCAAGACAGUGUGGAAAGAAUCAUCUAUCUGUACAAAGACUUGGAAUAAUUCUGUUUUACAAUUCAUGAAGGUGUCUGAUUUAUUGGAAGCAGAUGCAGGGUUUCUUGUCCGUGACACUGUUGUUUUCAUGUGCGAAAUUUUGGAUUGCUGCCCUUGGUUUGAGUUUUCAGACCUAGAGGUUUUAGCUUCGGAGGAUGAUCAGGAUGCUUUGACAACAGAUCCUGAUGAACUCAUUGACUCUGAGGACAGUGAAGGAAUAAGUGGAGAUGAAGAAGAUAUUUUCAGAAAUCUUCUUUCCCGAGCUGGGUUUCACCUGACAUAUGGAGAUAAUCCUUCACAGCCGCAGGUCACUUUAAGAGAAAAGCUUUUAAUGGAUGCUGGUGCAAUUGCUGGGUUUUUAACUGGACUUCGAGUUUAUCUCGAUGAUCCUGCGAAAGUGAAGCGUUUGCUUCUUCCGACCAAACUUUCUGGUAGUUGUGAUGGGAAGAAGGUCACUAAGUCCGAUGAGUCUAACCCCAGUUUGAUGAACUUGCUGAUGGGAGUUAAAGUGUUACAGCAGGCAAUCAUUGACUUACUUUUGGAUAUAAUGGUGGAGUGUUGCCAACCUUCUGAAAGGGGUUCUGUUGCUGAUUCUCUUGAUGCAUCAAAAGUUUCUGUAGAUAGUAAUGGAGCUGCUAGUCCUCUGGACUGUGACAGAGAAAAUGGAGCAACAGAAUCUGCUCAAAUUCCUGUUUAUGAGAGACUGGAUUCUGUUGCUGAUGAAAAUGGUAGCACACCUGCUGUCCAAAGCUCUGAUUUAAGGAGUGAUGCUAUUCAGCAAAAAACUUUUUCUGGACAGCCUAUUAGUCCUCCAGAAACGGUUGCUUCUCAUUCAGACAAUGCAUCCUUUCAGACAAAGACCAAAUGGCCAGAGCAGUCUGAGGAGCUCUUAGGUUUGAUUGUCAAUUCACUAAGAACCUUGGACGGGGCUGUUCCACAAGGCUGUCCUGAGCCAAGACGACGGCCUCAAUCUGCACAGAAAAUCGCGCUUGUACUAGACAAGGCACCUAAGCAUUUGCAACCAGACCUGGUUUCUCUUGCACCAAAAUUGGUUGACCAUUCUGAACAUCCACUGGCAGCCUUUGCUCUUCUUGAGCGACUUCAAAAGCCUGAUGCAGAGCCUGAUCUGCGGAUACCUGUUUUUGCGGCCCUUAGUCAGCUGGACUGUGGUAGUGAAGUGUGGGAACAGGUUCUGUUCCAGUCAUUUGAGCUUUUAACAGAUUCAAAUGGUGAACUCCUUAUGGAAACCAUGGAUUUUUUAUUCAAAGCAGCAUUUCAGUGUCAGCAUCUCCCUGAAGCAGUUAGAUCUGUUCGUGUCAGGCUAAAGAUAUUAGGUUUUGAAGUUUCACCUCAUGUCCUUGACUUUUUGAGUAAGACUAUAAAUAGUUGGGGGGAUGUUGCUGAAACCAUACUGAGGGACAUUGAUUGCGAUGAUGAUUAUGGUGAUAGCUGCUCAGGGAUGCCCUGUGGGCAUUUCUUAUUCAAUGAACAUGGAACUGCUCCCACUGGAUUGCAUGUGGUUGAUGAGCGGGCUUUCCAAGCUAAUCGUCAUUUUUCUGAUAUAUAUAUGCUAAUUGAGAUGUUGUCUAUACCUUGCCUUGCUGUUGAAGCUUCUCAAACAUUUGAGAGAGCUGUAGCUCGGGGUGCAAUUGGUGCUCAGUCUGUAGCCUUGGUUUUGGAAAGGCGCCUCUCCCAGAGACUGAAUAACAGCGCUAGAUGUGGAGCUGAGAAUUUUAAACAUUCAGAUUCUGUAGCAGAUGGAGAUGGUAAUGAGCAGUUGGGAGUUCAAAGGGAUGAUUUUGCUUCAGUCCUUAGUCUUGCUGAAACAUUGGCCCUAUCUAGCGAUCCAUGUGUGAAAGAAUUUGUGAAAUUGCUGUACACAAUAUUGUUUAGAUGGCAUGCCAAUGAAUCUCAUCGAGGAAGGAUGCUGAAGAGGCUUGUUGACCGUGCUACCAGCCCCACAGAUAGUGGUCAUGAAGUAGAUUUUGAUCUGGAUAUCUUGGUUACUUUGGUCUGUGAGGAGCAGGAAAUUACAAGACCUGUAUUGAGCAUGAUGCGCGAAGUUGCUGAACUCGCAAAUGUUGAUCGUGCUGCUCUAUGGCACCAGUUAUGUGCUAGUGAAGAUGAAAUUAUUCGCAUUCGUGGAGAAGGAAAAGCCGAGAUUUCCAAUUUGGCUGGGGAAAAAGCUAAUGUGUCGCAAAAGCUGAGUGAGAGUGAGGCUAUCAUCAAUCGUCUCAAGUCUGAAAUGAGGGCUGAGAUGGAUAGGUUCAAUCGGCAAAAGAAGGAGCUAUCGGAACAAUUACAAGAAACUGAGAGUCAGCUUGAGUGGCUUCGCUCAGAGCGAGAUGAUCAAAUGGGAAAGCUCUCUGCAGAGAAGAAGGCUCUUCAGGACCGUCUCUAUGAUGCAGAAACACAACUUUCACAAUUGAAGUCCCGGAAACGUGAUGAAUUGAAGAAAGUAUUGAAGGAGAAAAAUGCACUUGCUGAGAGAUUGAAGACUGCUGAAUCUGCAAGGAAGAGAUUUGAUGAAGAACUGAAAAGAUAUGCGACAGAGAAUGUGACCCGGGAAGAAGUCCGGAAGUCACUUGAGGAUGAAAUUCGCAGAUUGACACAAACAGUUGGACAAACUGAGGAAAAGAGGAGAGAGAAGGAGGAGCAGGUUGCAAGGUGUGAAGCAUACAUUGAUGGCAUGGAAUCUAAAUUGCAGGCCUGUCAGCAAUAUAUUCACACGCUGGAGGCUUCACUACAGGAGGAAAUGUCACGACACGCCCCUCUAUAUGGCGCUGGUCUGGAGGCACUGUCGAUGAAAGAGCUAGAAACGCUAUCACGGAUUCAUGAAGAAGGGUUGAGGCAGAUCCAUGCCCUUCAACAUCGCAAGGGGAGCCCUGCUGGCAGUCCUCUUAUGAGUCCCCAUGGUCUCCCACAUGGCCAUGGAUUAUAUCCUUCUGCACCUCCCCCACUGGCUGUAGGACUCCCACCUUCACUCAUUCCCAAUGGGGGAGGCAGCCACAGCAAUGGGCAUGCGAAUGGCGCAGUGGGACCGUGGUUUAACCACACUUGAAAUUAUUGGGUCAUAUAGGCUUCUUCUGAGGAUAUGACAUCUCAAUCUCAAGGGAUGUCGUUCACUUUGACCGGUUAUUUCUUUGGCAUAUCGGCUGGUAGAUCUGUUGGAGCCAGGAUGCUGUGUAAAGGGAAUAAACAAAAGAUAGAAAAUGUGAGCGGAGUCCAAUUGAACUAACAGUUGCAAAUGCCAUAUCCGUCAGCAUCUUACUUUUUUUCAGAGAGAGAAAAAAAAAAAAACAGAGAAAGAAUUAUAGGGUUUUGUUUUUUCGGCCCUUUUUUUGAGCCUCAGGUCAAUCGCUGCUCUCUAGUUUUUUUUCCUCAAGUGGUGGGGAUCCUCAAUUGAGGACUCAAAUCUUGGCUGGGAUUCUUCCCCAAGAAGGAAAAUCUUAUUUUCAUUGAGAAGAGUAGAAAAGAAAAUCUUGCUUCCAUCAGAUUUGGAAUACCAGAAGAAGAAUUAAUUUGCAAGUUAUUAAGGUUU
Molecule: messenger RNA, 5733 nt
Organism: Neltuma alba
Lineage: Eukaryota; Viridiplantae; Streptophyta; Magnoliopsida; Fabales; Fabaceae
Exons: 10
Coding region: 175-5253 (1692 amino acids)
Molecular function (GO): protein binding
Source: RefSeq, a predicted model, not a curated record